Messenger RNA from Serendipita indica DSM 11827, 969 nucleotides. The record is from the annotation of a GenBank genome assembly. NCBI's taxonomy places the organism in Eukaryota, Fungi, Basidiomycota, Agaricomycetes, Sebacinales, Serendipitaceae.
AUGGCCACUCGAGUCCCGCUAAUCUUUGGAACGAUGACCUUUGGUCAUCCAGGAAAGAAUGGUGUCCGCACGGAUACUCUUCAGGAAUGUCAGGAGAUUCUAGACGUGUUCCACAAGCACGGCGGAAAGGAGGUCGACACAGCGAGGAUGUACGCAGAAGGGACCACCGAGGAGGUCUUAUCUCAACUGGACCUUCAUGGUGCUACUGUUGAUACAAAAGUGUACCCGGUCGAAGCAGGAGAUCACCAUCCGGACAAGCUCAAAGCUACAUUUGAGGUAUCUCUUCAGAAGCUUGGAAAGAUUAAGCCGCGAGUGCUUUACCUGCAUGCUCCGGAUAGAAGUGUGCCAUUCGAGGAUACAGUCGCAGCGAUUGAUGAAUUGUAUAAGCAGGGUAAAUUCGAGAUCUUUGGUCUCUCCAACUACGCAGCAUGGGAGGUGGCAGAGAUAGUGGGAAUAUGCAAAGUCAAAGGAUACGUCCAGCCCAAGAUCUAUCAAGCAAUGUACAAUGCCGUCACUCGAGCAAUUGAGGAGGAGCUUGUUCCAUGCUUGAGAAAGUACAAUAUUAGACUCGUCGUCUAUAAUCCAUUGGCUGGAGGCUACUUGGCGGGCAAGAUCUCCACAUCCAAUAUCCCUGAGGGACGCUUUGGCGGAGAAUCCGCCAUGGCUAAAAUGUAUCGUGCGCGCUACAUUCAUCAGGGAUACGCCGACGCCCUCGAGGCUAUCAGGGAAGCUGCGGAUAAACAUCAACUCAGGCUCACCGAAGUUGCCUUGAGAUGGGUUCAGCAUCACAGCGUGCUUACACCUGCCGACGGUGUCAUCUUGGGGGCGAGUAGUGCGCAACAACUCGAAGAGAACUGCAUCGAUAGGCACGUAGUUUCCGCCAAGGGUCCGCUUCCACAAGACAUAGUCGAAGCUUUGGAUCUUGCAUGGAGCAAAGUGGGCAUGAACUGUCCCAAGUAUUGGCGAUGA